AUGUCGCCCACUCCUCCUCCAUCAGCACCACAGACCACACUAUCAUCCCGUGUUCGCCAUCAGCCUGAUCUUGAUGACUUUGAUGCUUGUCGUGCAAGCUCAAUGUCACCUACUCCUCCGUUAGCACCACAAACUACACUAUCAUCUCGUUUAGCCUCCAUCAAAGCAUCCCAUACCACUGAGCCAUCGAAAGUAUUCAUUCCAGCAUACAAUUCUACAAAGCGGGUCUGGCCUCAAGGCAUGUAUACCACUGACAUGGUCACAGGCUUUCAGCAAAUGGACGACAAGAACUUGCAGGCGAGAUUUCAACAAGAUGAUCUCUUUCGUCGUAUAUUCAGUGUACCAUUUGUCAAGGCAACCUAUCACGACAAUUGCCGCGCAUGGCAGAAAACAGAUUCCUCUAUCCUUGCAAGCUAUGAGGCUGCGGGCCAAACUGCCAAUGGUCUUUGGUCACACUAUUUGGCGGCACGUAGAGAAGCGCUUGGGGAGAAGACUAAGAAGCCAACAAGGCGGGCCAAGUAA
Suillus paluster is the source of this 522-nucleotide messenger RNA. RefSeq lists its product as uncharacterized. The record is from RefSeq and is a predicted model, not a curated record. The transcript has a single exon. The coding region runs from base 1 to 522 and encodes 173 amino acids. NCBI's taxonomy places the organism in Eukaryota, Fungi, Basidiomycota, Agaricomycetes, Boletales, Suillaceae.